This is a messenger RNA of Cladophialophora immunda, 1170 nucleotides long. RefSeq lists its product as uncharacterized. The transcript has 2 exons. Bases 1 to 1170 code for a protein of 389 amino acids. The record is from RefSeq and is a predicted model, not a curated record. Gene Ontology annotation, molecular function: protein binding; asparaginase activity. NCBI's taxonomy places the organism in Eukaryota, Fungi, Ascomycota, Eurotiomycetes, Chaetothyriales, Herpotrichiellaceae.
AUGGCCGUUUUUCAAAACGGGGCUUUGGGCAAAAACGUGUGGACGAAGCUGACCUUUCUCAAAGGAUCCCAGGUGCCUUUCUCCGAGCGCAAAAAUGAUGCUCUCGAGAAUCUCCUCGACUCCCUGGACAUUGCAGGGCACUUCAUGAUCCCCGAGGUUUGCCUCUGCUUCAACUCGACCCUGUUUCGGGGCAACCGAACCACAAAAGUAUCAGCAAGCGCAUUCGAUGCAUUUGCAUCUCCGAACUUUCCUCCAUUGGCCAAAAUCACUGCCGUAGGUACCCACGUUGAAUGGAAUGCGGUCAAAAGAUCGACCUCUCUGGAACCCUUCAGCAUUCAACCAGACCUCGAGAUACACCAUGUGGCCUGUUUGCGCAUUUUCCCAGGCAUCAAACCGAAGAUGGUAGAGGCGGUUCUGUGGACGGAAGGCCUUCGUGGGCUUGUCCUCGAGACGUUUGGUGCAGGCAAUGCACCCAGUGGACACGACAACAAAUUGACCCAGGUCAUAUCUGACGCUGUUCAACGUGGCAUUGUGAUCGUGAACGUCACUCAAUGUCUGACUGGCAGUGUCAACCCACUCUAUGCACCCGGAAUGGUCCUUGGCCGAGCUGGCGUUGUUGCCGGAGGGGACAUGACAAGUGAAGCCGCUUUGACCAAACUGUCUUACCUUCUUGCCCUUCCAGGAGCAUCGCCAGAAUCGGUGGCUAAAGACAUGGCAACGUCAAUUCGUGGUGAGCUCUCGGAGCACGCGGGGACCAUUUUUAAACAUCCGACGGGCGAGUUAUCAUCCCCCGUCACUCAGCUUACAGCCAUUGCAUACGCAAUCGCCAGUGGAGAUAUUGAGAAGGUGAAGGACCUCCUUCGAAAUGACAAUCAACUGAUCAACCGGGCCGACUACUCCGGGAACACACCCGUCCAUCUUGCGGCAACUGGGCCUAAUAUUGCGAUCCUCCGGCAUCUUCUCUCGCUGGGUGCCUCGGUGCACAUACGCAACCACACCGGAUCGGGCAGGACACCUCUUUUCCUGGCUGCCAACGCUGGUUUAUUGCCGCACGUAAUGCUUUUAAGACAGGCAGGCGGACAUCUCCAUGCCGAAGAAUUGGAGACGGCCAGACUCCACGCGAGCCAACGACCAGAGGUGUGGAAGCAGACAGGCCUGGGGGUGCCCUAA